Funneliformis mosseae is the source of this 1893-nucleotide messenger RNA. Lineage: Eukaryota; Fungi; Glomeromycota; Glomeromycetes; Glomerales; Glomeraceae. The record is from the annotation of a GenBank genome assembly.
AUGGAUAAUAAAUAUCCACCAGUAUACGAAGACAUGGAUGAUUCAAUAUAUAGUACCGAAAAAACAAAUAAUAAUAUACUUCAACCUGAAGAAGUUUUUCUUCAAAGACAAACCUCAGCUAAAAGACUACUUUUGAAGGAAGAACAAACAAAAGCUGCACGUAGUGAUUCCAUGAAAAAGCUAACGAGGGGCGAUUCAGAAAAGAAAUUGCAAACGCUCAACAAAUUUGACCCUGCAAACGCAUAUAGUAGUACUGAUACUGUAUUAAAACCAAGUACUUUUUUCGAAAAGUUCCAAGCUUGGAUGAUCAAUGAAGGUGCACGAAAAAUAUUCACCGCAAUGUGGAUCAUUAUUCAUGGACUGGUAUUUACAAUGGCAUUCCUCAAUUUCCUUUUCCACGAUAAUUUGAAAACCGCAAGAGAAACUUUUGGUAUUACCUUUGUAUUUGCGCGUUCUGCAGCUUUAGUCCUCCAUGUAGAUGCGGCCGUAAUUUUAUUUCCUGUGUGCCGCAACUUAAUUUCAUAUCUCCGUCAGACACCAAUCAAUACCAUUAUCCCAUUAGAUCAAAAUAUUGAAUUUCAUAAAGCAAUCGGUUGGUCUAUUCUAUUUUUCACAAUUGUCCACACAGUAUCACAUUGGAUCAAUUUUUAUAGAUUGGCCGUAGCAACCAAUGGGGGGAUUGUUAUGUGGCUUAAACUUAAUUUCAUAUCUGGACCAGGGGCAACUGGAUACAUUAUGCUUAUAACUUUAAUUGUCAUGGUAUGUACAGCCGCGGAAAAACCUAGGCGUGCUCAUUUCAAUAGAUUCUGGUAUUUUCAUCAUCUCUUCGUUCCGUUCUUUGGUGCGUGGGCUUUUCAUGGAGCUUUCUGUAUGAUUCAACCUGAUAGAGAACCAAAGUGCAAAGAUAUCGCCUCAUUUUGGAAAUAUUGGAUUGCAUCCGGUACAAUUUACAUUGGAGAACGUAUUCUUAGAGAAAUACGUGCUCGCCAUACUACAUAUAUCUCCAAAGUCGUUAUGCAUCCAUCUAAGGUUGUUGAAAUUCAAGUUAAAAAAGAGCAUAUCACAACAAAGGCGGGUCAAUAUAUCUUCUUAUGUUGCCCCGAAAUUUCACUUUGGGAAUGGCAUCCAUUUACAUUAACUUCAGCUCCCGAGGAAGAUUUCAUCUCAGUACAUGUUCGUGUUGUUGGUGACUUUACCGAGGCAUUGGCUAAAAAAUUGGGAUGUGAUUAUGAAGAAGAAGCCAAAAUAAGAAAAAAGAAUAAAGAUCGUAUCAAGAGUCAAUAUGAUGGGAUUGAUAUUUCUACGAAUAAUCUUGAACUUCAAAAGGUUUUGCCAAGAGUCAUGGUUGAUGGCCCAUUUGGUAGCGCUUCUGAAGAUGUAUUCAAAUUCGAAGUAUCUAUGCUAGUGGGUGCCGGUAUAGGUGUCACUCCGUUUGCUAGCAUUCUCAAGAGUAUCUGGUAUCGUGUUAAUUAUCCAAAGAAAUCCACAAAACUCCGAAAAGUUUACUUCUUUUGGAUUUGCCGUGAUUACGAUUCCUUUGAGUGGUUUCAAUCGUUAUUAUCGGCUAUAGAAGAACAAGAUCUUCAACAGUUUAUUGAGAUUCACACUUAUCUAACAGGCCGUUUACGUCAUUCAGAAGUUGGUAAUAUCCUUGUUAAUGAUGACGGAAAUAUUAAAGAUACUAUCACAGGACUUCGUUCACCGACACAUUAUGGUCGUCCAAAUUGGGAUAAAAUCUUUUCAAACAUGAGAGAUCAGUACCCUGCUACUGAUGUUGGCGUAUUUUUCUGUGGACCCAAACCUUUGGGUAAACAAUUACACACAAAAUGUAAUUUAUGGAGUCAAGGGUUUGAGGAUGGGACAAGGUUUUAUUAUGGCAAAGGUAACUUUUAA